AUGACUACAAUCCAAGACGUUAGAACUGAGGUUCCUGGUGGAUACAGUGAGGUAGGACACUCCGCUUCAAUUAACGUUGCUAGUGGUAAAGCUGCAGACCUUUUCCAACGGUCAAGCCUUGGCGGCGAAAGAGCACACAAAUCGAUAGCACAAGCCCUGCAGAAGCGUGUAGAAAGCGUCAACCAAGAGGAGUGUGAAGCAGGCGACGAGAAUUCAUUUUUCGUAUGCGAUUUGGGCGAAAUACAAAGAUUGUACACACAUUGGCGCCAAAAACUACCGCGGGUUCAUCCUUUUUACGCGGUGAAGUCCAAUCCUAACAAGCGAGUAUUAGAGACUUUGGCUCAAAUGGGCGUCAAUUUUGACUGUGCCUCCAAGUCUGAGAUUGAAAUGAUACUACAACUCAGCGUUGAUCCAUCCAGGAUCAUCUAUGCCAACCCUUGUAAAGCGUCGUCUUUUAUCAGGUACGCUAAGAACAGCAACGUGAAGAAAUCCACGUUUGACAACGUUGAAGAGCUUGCCAAAAUCAAGAAAUACCAUCCAGACUCAGAGCUGCUUCUGCGAAUCGCAACAGAUGACUCGACCGCGAAAUGCAGACUCUCUACCAAGUACGGUUGCGAAAUGGCCAACGUGGACUCGCUUUUGGCUAAAGUCAAGGAGCUUGGGCUCAACAUGGUUGGAGUCUCGUUUCACAUUGGGUCUGGCGCGUCGGACUUCAGCACCUUUUACAAAGCCGUCAGAGAUGCCCGCGAGGUCUUCGACCACGCCCGCGCCCGUUUUGGGCUUGAAAAUGUGCAUAUUUUAGAUAUCGGUGGUGGGUUUCAUCUCGAAACUUUUGAUGAAUCCAGUAGCGCUUUGAACAUUGCUCUGGAGGAGUUCUUUCCACCUGAGUGUGGAACUAAUAUAAUUGCAGAGCCAGGCAGGUUUUUCGCUGCAUCACCCUUCACGCUGGCUUGCCAUAUCAUUGCAAAGAGAGCCCAUAAUGACCGCGAAUCCAUGCUCUACAUAAAUGAUGGCGUUUACGGCAAUAUGAACUGUAUAUUGUUUGAUCACCAAGAGCCCACUCCUAAAAUUUUACACCAUAACUCUGAGUUUCAUUACUGGGACCAGGAGUCCACGUCUGCUACUCAAAAUAGUCACUGUGAAAACAAAGUUUCCAUCUGGGGUCCCACUUGUGAUGGGUUGGACUGUAUAACCAAGGAAUUUUACAUGAAGCACGACCUCUCUGUUGGAGAUUGGCUGUAUUUCUCAGUCUUAGGAGCCUACACUUCAUCGGCGGCGACUCAAUUCAACGGGUUCGAACAAACGGUUGAUGUCAUCUACGUUAACUCUGCGCAGCUGUGA
Messenger RNA from Lachancea nothofagi CBS 11611, 1341 nucleotides. The record is from the annotation of a GenBank genome assembly. NCBI's taxonomy places the organism in Eukaryota, Fungi, Ascomycota, Saccharomycetes, Saccharomycetales, Saccharomycetaceae.